AAAAGUUCGAUAGCUCGAAGGUCAGUACGUAUGAACGUGUUGAUGCGUCUACAGUCUACAGUACAACUAGAGAAGAGGAAAGAUCGUUCGACGUUAUUUUCGAAUUAAGACAACAGUGAUAUCAACGAGAUUCUUUUCAGACGAGCAGAUUUAUAAAAAGAUGCCGAAAUCGAAGGAAUACGUGUUAUCUUCCGAUGACGAUAGCAGCGAAAACGAGGAAGUGAAAUCGAAGAGGAAGCAAAAGAGGGAAAUCGACGAUACCGGCGAGAAGACAUCGAAAAAGUCCAAACGAGAAUCGAGCGAAAACCAGGAUUAUACUUGGGAUUUAGGGAACAAUCGCCAAGUCACUGUGAGGGACUUUAAGGGGAAAAUAUACGUUGACAUCAGAGAAAUGUAUUUCGAUAAAGAUGGAAACUUAAAACCAGGAAAGAAAGGUAUUUGCUUGAGCGUGGCGCAAUGGCGGAAAUUAUCGGCCGUUAUCGAAGACGUGGACAAAGCGGUACAUUCGAAAUCUUGAAAUACUCAUUUAUUACUUAAAAAUACUUAUUUUCUAAUGUAUGUUUUCUUUCGUAUCGUUUCUAAAUACGCCAAUGCUCCGUUUAUCCGAACCGAUCGAGGUGGUGAGAAAAGACGGUUUAAAUACAAUAAAAAUACUAUAUAAGCGAAUCUCUCGGAUCUGUACUGUUGCUUAUAUCGUAUAGGUUAUGUUCGCUUAUAUCAAAUUGUUACUGUAAUAGAAUAAUUCGAAUAAUUAGAAAGACAGCCUGUAAGGCCUGACGAAUCGUCUAGCCUACUGUGGACAUACUUUGUACUAAGGCUUCGUUGACAAUUGUCCAAUCAAUAUACAUACAGUCGAUUAGAGCCUCGACUACAGGCGUAAAAAUUCGAAUAUUCGUAUUUUCUUCAGAGCUCUAAUCUCGACCGUAAUUCGGAUAACGACAGCUCGAUAUACGUAUAUAUAAGUUUCAUCUGUAAAACGUUACGUGUCAAUUCGUUUUGCCCGUAUUGCGAGGUAUUUAUAAUAAAAUUACUUUUCAUCCAAAC
Messenger RNA from Megachile rotundata (alfalfa leafcutting bee), 1044 nucleotides. RefSeq names its product single stranded-binding protein c31A (gene Ssb-c31a). Gene Ontology annotation, molecular function: DNA binding; transcription coactivator activity. Gene Ontology annotation, biological process: positive regulation of transcription initiation by RNA polymerase II. The record is from RefSeq and is a predicted model, not a curated record. NCBI's taxonomy places the organism in Eukaryota, Metazoa, Arthropoda, Insecta, Hymenoptera, Megachilidae.